AUGUUGAAAGCACUGAAGUACAUUGCCGCCGCUAUAAUGGUGCGUCAUAGUUUUAUUUGCCCGGGUCAUAUCGAUUCGCAGCCUCGCGUCUCCCUGGUUAUUCAACGCGUCACCGCCGUUUUCGCCUGCAUUUUUUCAGCUUUUUUGAACUUUUAAUUUUUCAGAGGGAGUUAUGCCUCCUCGAGAGCCUCAACCAUCUAGCACGGCUCAGAUUGCCAAUGGUGAUAAUAGGACCGAGGAGAAACCUCUGAAAAAUCGUCCCAAGGGUAAUGCAUCAGAUGGUAACCAAUAUAAUUUUUUUUUAUUUUGUAGCAAGUAACUUGAGGCAACAGAAGUUACCUGCUUGGCAGCCGAUAUUGACCGCAUCUACAGUUAUACCAACAGUUAUUGCGGUUGGGAUAGUAUUCAUACCUAUAGGAAUCGCUUUGUUUAUUGCAUCCGACUCAGGUUUCCGUUUUUAUUCAUCUAAAGCAGGACUUGCUCUCGAUAAAAUCGCUUAUUACUUUUUUCAGUGGAAGAAAAGAGAAUCGAUUAUACAGACUGUAAUUCUGUUUGCUCUAUAACCUUCCAGCUUGAUGAAGAUUACACGGUUAUUUUUUAAAAUUUUUGUGCCAAAAAAUUGCACUAGAAAUAAAUGUUCUUUGAAAAAAGAUGUGGCAUUCAUUUUAUGCUAAAUUGACUAAUCUGUAAAUCUUCGAAAUUCAACUGUUAAGGGCGACGUUUAUCUAUAUUACUAUUUGGAAAACUUCUAUCAGAACCACCGAAGAUACGUCAAAAGUCGUAGUGACCGGCAGUAUCUAGGCAAUUUGAACGUAUGUUCCCAAUUUUGUAAUAUUUCAACUAAGAUUUCCUCUUAGGAAGUUGGUGAUUGCGACCCUUUUGAUAAAGACAAAGCGACAGGACUUCCCAUCGCGCCUUGUGGAGCUAUCGCAAACUCAAUUUUCAAUGGUUAGUACUUUUUUAAACGGAUUGCUAUGCGUUUUUCAAAUCUUCCAGUCAUUCUAACUCAAUGACUGGGAGCUCUCAAUUUUAUUCUCGUUGAAAAAAAAAAGUUUUCUGAGUUUGCUUGUUUUGGGGCUUCGUUGUUUUUGUUUACGAUCGAUUUUCUGGAAUUUUUUCAGUUUUUACAAUGGAUCAAAUUGGGAUAGAGGAAGAAUACUUUUUGAGUUUUAAAAAAAUGAAAUUAUCUUUUUUUUUCGCUUUGAAACCUGUCGUUUGAAACUUCUGUUGAAAAGCCGGUCGUAUAAAGGCAGUUUAGAAAUGUUUUGCGGUUAUAAAAGGAUAAUUUCUGAGCUUUUCUUAAAUACGCUCCUUAUCUCAAUAGAUAGGUUCUGAACAAAAUUUAAAAAAAGAAGUUGAAAAAAUUUAAAAAAAACCGGCCGCCUUUUAAAGAUUCAACUGUGAUUGUAAAUGUGGUUUUCAGACACUUUUGAAAUUUAUUACACGCCUCCAAACAUGAUUGAGCAGCGUGUUCCCACUACUGUCGAUGGCGUUUGUUUUUUUCUUCGAAUUGUAACUAUUGUGAUUUUUUCAAGGUGUUAUGGGACGUGGACAACGACCGGAAGUUCAAGAAUCCUCCAAUUCCCGAGGGAAAAAAACUCUCUGUGAUGCUUUUUGCGGUCUGUUUUUAACUUUUCAGUUAUUGUUUGAAAAGUGUUUGAAGCGUGAGAUUGAGAUUAUAACUUUUUAAAGUCGAAGUUUCAUAUGUUAAGGGGACGGUGCCGCCUCCAAACUGGAAAAUUCGGCCAUGCGAGAACGGCGGCUUCAAAAAUGUCGAUUUCAUUGUGUGGAUGCGUACGGCAGCGCUUCCUAAUUUCAGGUUUUCUUUAGCUUAAUAAUGUCAUUCUUGUCCAAUAGGCUCUCAUUCAGUUAUUUUUCGUUUCAGAAAGCUGUGGAGACUUGUUUCUCGAACAGAUUCUUUCACUAACGGACUUCCUCGGGGUCAAUAUCGGCUCAAAAUUGACAACAGUAUGUUUUUUUUCCAACUGUCAAUCAUUCUAGUUUUUGGAAAUCUGGUUUCAGGGUGACAAAAGAUGAUUAGGUCGAUUUCAAUAUUUUUGUUAUUUAAAAUUCGUAUAUUUCAAGUUUUCCACUGAACUACGUGUUUUUCAUUCUUCUUUUCAAGUUUGAAAUAAUAAUCGAGAAGUUAUUAUAUUAUAAUAAUCUUGAAACGUUAAAAAGUAGUUCUGUUGAAGUUGAAGUUCACAUUUAAAUCUGUACGUUGCGCGCCGCACCAACUUUAGGCCUAACAAGGGCUGUGUGCGCGGUGAACAUCGAGUUAGAAAUUGAGGCUUUUAUGGUAGAAAGAUCUAGGGGAGAGUGCUCCAAAAAAAAAGAGAAAAUCUGCUAAGCGCCAUAGGGUACCGAGAAAAAGCUCGUCAAAGUUUUGCCACCACGUGUAUGCCCGCGCUCGGACUGCACAGCCAGCAACUGGGAGCGUGGUGAAGUGGUAGUGUUCUUGAAUGGCGCUGACGCUAUGCUAGGUUCGAUUCCUUUUGACGUGAAAAUUUUUUUGCUCUUGUUUUUUCAAUUCUUCUACACUCUAUUAUCAAAAACAGCAAAAAACGUUUGAAUUGGAGGAGAAGAUUGAAAAUUGGAAAAGAAGGAAGGAGAAAGCACAAAAAAAAAACUUUUUUGCGUCAAAUUUAGUUUUUUCAUUGAAAAUGUCGGAAAAAAAAGUUCUGAUAAUUGGUUCAUGGCUUUCGAGAUCACAACACGAUGGAAUCUAAGCAAAAAUAUAAGUGAAAAAUCACUCAUAUUUCUGUCUACCAUAAAAGCCUCAAUUUCUAACUCGAUGUUCACCGCGCACACAGCCCUUGUAAAUGGAAACUUUAAACUCUGAAAACUCGAAUUUUUUAUGGAAGCACAGAAAAAUCACAUUUCUAUCAGAUUAUCCGGUGAAAUCGUUCGGAGGCCGCAAAGAAUUUAUCAUUUCCACGACUAGCUGGGCUGGUGGCAAGAACAAUUUCCUCGGAAUCGCCUAUCUUGUCGUUGGUACGUUCUUAUAUUCAAAAAAUUAUCCUUUUCUCUUCAAAGCCUUCUAUUUUCAUUUUAGGCUCUUUGGCCAUCGUCUUAGGUGUCGUUUUCAUAAUCAUACACAUCAAAUUCGGCCAUUCGUACGUCUCUUUACUUGAAUUUUAAAAUAUAUCCUUUAUUUUAAGAAUGAAUGAACUCAGCAACGUCUCAGCGGGACACCACUGA
Molecule: messenger RNA, 3201 nt
Organism: Caenorhabditis auriculariae
Lineage: Eukaryota; Metazoa; Nematoda; Chromadorea; Rhabditida; Rhabditidae
Source: the annotation of a GenBank genome assembly